This is a messenger RNA of Nestor notabilis (Kea), 2504 nucleotides long. Its product is annotated as zinc finger protein 493-like. Gene Ontology annotation, molecular function: DNA-binding transcription factor activity, RNA polymerase II-specific; RNA polymerase II cis-regulatory region sequence-specific DNA binding. The annotation marks the transcript as partial. Gene Ontology annotation, biological process: regulation of DNA-templated transcription. Lineage: Eukaryota; Metazoa; Chordata; Aves; Psittaciformes; Psittacidae. The record is from RefSeq and is a predicted model, not a curated record. The transcript is spliced from 3 exons.
AGCCAGAUGUCUUUGAAAUUGUUCUCCCUAUCACCGUGCUUGUGCUGAGCGAUGAUGAUUUCCUCCCAGAUGACUCUGAGGAGCAAGCAGUGUCAGUUCCCAAGUCAAAGGAGGAGGAUGAGCUGGAGGUGAACUUGAACAGUAGCGUUCUCCUUCAAAGUAAUGGGACACCUUCAAAUGACAGUAACAGUGUAAGCAUUUGGAAUGAAAAUAAGACUUCUUCAAAUAAGGAUAAUAGUAUGACACGCACUGAAGAAAAACAGGUUACCAAGAGUAUGUGUAACGAAUCAGAAUUGUCUUUAACUGACGGGUAUGGUGCAGGCACAGAUGAAUGUCAAAAUUACGUAUUGCCUACAUCAUCUUGCAAAACACAGCUUCCAGAGAGAAAUGCAGCCAGUUACAAAGAAGAAUGUGAUGGUGGCUCUCAGAGUAUUCCUCCUCUCUUCUCUGCUGGCAUCAAGGGUAGAGAUGAUACCAUCAAAACAAACAGCCAGGUGACAGCAGUGAUACACAAACAUGAAGAGGAACCUGUCAGUGUUGCAGAUGGUGGCAGUCAAGAGAAACAACCUGAAAUCCACAAGGAGAUUGAGACAAUUGUUGAAAUGAAAGAUCCUGACUCUUCAGAGGAUGAAGAUAAUGAAGCCAGUAACAGUGAAACAAAGAGAAGUGAAUUUGAAGAUGAAACUCUGGGUUCUCUUUUGGAACAUGGCUUGAAAGAAGAACCAAACUUAUCCUAUUUGUUGAAUCACAUGUACUGGCAUGCUGGAUAUAAGCUAUACCAGUGCAGGUUUUGCACCUUUUUUUCGCUGUAUUUUUCAAGCAUGGUAAGGCAUAGCUACAUACACACAGGGGCUAGACCGUAUUCCUGUGAGUUCUGCCAGUCAGACUUCACAAGCACUACAGCAUUAAAGAGACACAGAAGAUUACAUGCAGGGAAAGAAACCUGCCAAGGGCAGCAACUCGACUCAGCAACUGGAAGAAAGAGAACUCAAAGACCUGUAAAGAAUCAUACAUGUGAUGAGUGCAACAUGGUGUUUUACACUAAAGGACAUCUCAGAUUUCAUAAAAAAUUUCAUGAACGGUUUAAGACUAAUGGUUAUACGAAUCAGAGCAAUGAAUAUCAUGAAAGAAAAAUAUGCAAAGCUAACAGUGAUUCCCAGGAGACUGUGUGUCUUUCUGAUGGUGAAGAAAAUGAUUGUCUCGGUGGGGGAGUGCUGGCUUCAGCAGUAGACUCCAAGCAGGAAAAUGAUGUGUGGGACAAUAAGAAAAUGCAUUCUAGAAAGAAAUUCUCUGAAAAGAGUCAUGGAAGCAGUAGCUUACCUGUUGGGAAUAGAUCAGAAGUUCCUCUGAAUUCACACCAUAUGAAAGCUGUCGUUUUCAAAGAGGAACCUCUCUUCAACUCCAAGGCUUCUCAUUCACAAGUUCAAGAUGAUGAUGCAUAUCAUAAAUAUGUGGAAAACCUAAAGGUGACCUGGCCUUCCAAUUUGUCCACAUUCAAAACAUACAGAUGCCAACACUGCAGUUAUGCUACCACUGUUCAUAGCAACUUUAGGCUGCACUUGAAAUUACAUACAGAUGAAAGACAGUUUGUGUGUAAAGAAUGCAACAAAGCAUUUAAAACAUCAAAUGAUUUGCAGAAACACAGCCUAAUUCAUGUAAAGAAUGGAUAUAAGUUUGGCCAUUGCUUCUAUGUAGAUAGUUGUUUGGAGGAUCUUGAAUGGCAUCGUGAAAUGCAUGUAGGUAUGUGUCCGCAAAGAGAUUUUGGUUCCUCAGAAGGUUCAAACAGUGUCCGUUCCUUGCUUGGUUCAAAAGUCUGUGGACUACAGCCAGAUGUCCAGGGGGCUGAAGAGAAUGAUUUGCUAGCAGAGAGUCAACCACAAUAUUAUCAGUGUGCAGAGUGUGAGUAUGCUACUUAUAUUUUAAGCAAUCUUAAACUACAUGUAAGAACUCACACAGGUGAGAGACCUUACAGCUGCAGUGUUUGUCAGAAGAAGUUUCGUACUUCCAGUCACCUUAAAAGACACGAAGUCAUGCAUUAUAAUUCAGAUUAUCUGAAGUGCAGGAACUGUGACUUUUCCACAAACAAAUGGCUGUCCUUGAAGCAGCAUUUGGCUUCGCACUCUCGUGAAGAAAGCUCAUCUAGUGGCUGUCUCUAUGAACAAAAGCAGCUACCUGUCAAAACAUACACGUGUGAAGAGUGUGGCUACUGCACAGUCCACAAUGGAAACCUGAAGCUACACAUGAGGAUUCACACAGGGGAGAAGCCGUUCAAGUGCAGUCAGUGUGCUCUCGCUUUCCGCACAUCUAGCCACCUGAAGCGCCACUUGGUGACUCAUUUAAAGUUGCACUGCAGAAAGUGUAAAUUUUCUACGGUUGAUAAAUGUGCUUUCCAAAACCAUGUGAAAACACACCAAAGAAAGCACAAGUGUGGGAAGUGUAAUGUGAUGCUGCCUACCAAAAAACUUCUGGAACAGCAUAAGCGGCAACAUGGGCUUGAAAUGUAA